CUCAGACGUACAGACACCAAGGUGCGUGUCCCAAUCCUGUGAGUGCCUACCACACAUUUAUGAAAGGCACCGCAAGGGCCAGCAUGUUUGUAUUCUAAGACGUGUUGUUCUGUAGCUUCAGCAUCCCAAGGCUUUUAAGGAAAUCCAGCCAAUUAUAAAAAGGGGGGUUGGGGUUGUUGGGGAGAAACCUGGAGAUGAGAUGCGAGAAUGGGUAGAACUUUUCCUCUCUCCAGAUUCAUCCGGAGGGAUGACAGAUGGCUGCUCCGGGUCCAGACGCCGCUCCUCGGGGUGGAGAAAGGGGCCCUGCCCCGCAGCAACCAGGCGGAAGCACCUGUGCCAUUGGUCCAGCGGCCGCUCCCACCUGCGCGGAGCCCUAGGGACCGCGAGCGCAAAGUCCGCGGCGCCGGGCCGAGGAGAAGGCGGCCGGCAGCGCAGGUGGGCCCCGGCCCGAGGUCAGACACGAUGCCCCUGGGACUGCGGGUCAAGAAGAAAGACAAGUCCAAGGAGAGCUGCGCGCUGGUGGAGGGCGAGCCCGAGGGCGCGGACGGCAGCCACCUCCCGGCGCCCCCGCGCUCCCCGGCCAGGCUGGUUUUCUACACGCAGCUGGCGCACGGCAGCGCCACGGGCCGAGUGGAGAAUUUCUCCAACAUCCGGGAGCUCUACGCCAAGAUCGCCGGCGUGUUUGAGAUCUCGCCGUCCGAGAUCUUAUAUUGCACUUUAAACACACCUAAAGUUGACAUGGAAAAACUCUUAGGAUCACAAAUAGGUCUUGAGGAUUUCAUAUUUGCCCACGUGAAAGGGAUCAAAAAAAGUGUGAACGUGUAUAAAUCUGAGGAUUCACUUGGUCUCACCAUUACAGAUAAUGGUACUGGCUGUGCUUUCAUAAAGAGAAUUAAAGAGGGCAGCAUAAUUGACUCAGUUAAAACAAUCUGUGUGGGAGAUCAUAUUGAAUCCAUAAAUGGAGAAAAUAUUGUUGGGUGGCGUCAUUUUGAUGUUGCUAAGAAGUUAAAGGAAUUAAAAAAAGAGGAACUCUUUACCAUGAAUUUAAUAGAACCUAAGAAGGCAUUUGAAAUAGAGCCAAGGUCCAAAGCUGGAAAUACCUCAACAGGAAAAAUUGGUACCGGAAGGGAGACACUUCGCCUGAGGUCAAAAGGUCCUGCCACUGUGGAAGAAGUGCCCUCUGAAAACAAUGCUAAGGCAAUUGAAAAGGUUGAUGAUCUUCUUGAGACAUACAUGGGAAUUCGAGAUAUUGAAUUAGCUACCACAAUAUUUGAAGCUGGAAAGGACAAACGUAAUCCAGAUGAGUUCGCCGUGGCACUUGACAAAACUCUUGGAGACUUUGCGUUCCCAGAUGAAUUUGUCUUUGAUGUUUGGGGAGCCGUUAGUGAUGCCAGACGAGGAGGAUUAUGAUGUGGCUGGUCCAUCUCUGGAGAAAUGAACCAUUGUUCCUGUGCGUGUGUGUAUGUUUUUAAAUAAACCUAUAAGGCUGUUUUUGGACACUGGUUUGGUUUUUAUGUGUAUGGAAUACAUUCUUUUUUUUGAAAUAUAAUUUUGAUUUCUGGGUACUUUUUAAUGCAAUUGAAUAUA
Molecule: messenger RNA, 1587 nt
Organism: Myotis davidii
Lineage: Eukaryota; Metazoa; Chordata; Mammalia; Chiroptera; Vespertilionidae
Gene: GIPC2
Product: GIPC PDZ domain containing family member 2
Exons: 6
Coding region: 208-1410 (400 amino acids)
Molecular function (GO): protein binding
Source: RefSeq, a predicted model, not a curated record